AUGGCGCCUAAGCAGACUCUCCAGUCUAAAUACAAACUACUCUCCGGCCAUGAGAUUCCGGUCCUAGGUUAUGGGGUGUACAUGAUCCCCCCUUCUUCAACUGAAAAGGUCACCUUGGAGGCUUUGAAGGUUGGAUUCCGACAUGUCGAUUCGGCAAUUAUGUAUCGCAACGAAAAAGGUUGUGGCCGGGCUAUCCAGAAUUCAGGACUCGACAGAUCCGACAUCUUCCUUACGACCAAGAUCCCCCCGGAAUCAAUGGGCUACGACGAUACAAAGCGGGCCAUUGAUUCGAGUCUCCGCCAGGCAGGACAGGAGUAUUUCGAUCUCAUACUAAUCCACGCCCCCUACGGCGGCAAGGAAGCCCGUCUAGGCUCCUGGCGCGCCCUCGUCGAAGCCCAGAAAGCAGGUAAAACCCGAUCAAUCGGUGUAUCCAACUAUGGCAUCCAUCAUCUCGAAGAAUUGGAGGAGUAUAUCCAGAGUGGAGGUGGCGGCGAGAUCUCCGUGGGUCAGUACGAGUUACACCCUUGGCUGGAUCACUCGGAUAUAGCAGAGUGGUGUCAGAGUCGAGGGAUUGUAGUUGAAGCGUAUUCUCCCCUGGCACAUGGGACGCGGUUCCGAGAGCCGGUGCUGAGAAGUAUUGGGGGGAAGUAUGACAAGUCGCCUGCGCAGGUGUUGAUUCGGUGGAGUUUGCAGAUGGGCUUUGUUCCACUGCCAAAAUCUGUGACGCCAAAGCGUAUCCAGGAGAAUUCGGAGGUGUUUGAUUUUGAAUUGGAUGAGGAGGAUAUGAAGUCGUUGGAUACGGGCGAGUAUAGUCCUACAGACUGGGAUCCGACUGUGGAUGAGGACUAG
This is a messenger RNA of Penicillium subrubescens, 849 nucleotides long. RefSeq names its product aldo/keto reductase. Gene Ontology annotation, molecular function: oxidoreductase activity. Lineage: Eukaryota; Fungi; Ascomycota; Eurotiomycetes; Eurotiales; Aspergillaceae. The coding region runs from base 1 to 849 and encodes 282 amino acids. The record is from RefSeq and is a predicted model, not a curated record. The transcript has 6 exons.